GGGCUCCAGUGGGGGCCUCUCGCUGCUCCCUGGUGACACAGUGUCUUCCUUCUUCCCAGGCCAGCUAACAGGAUCGGGGAGCCAUGAACUGGAGCGCGUUCGAGGGGCUCCUCAGCGGGGUCAACAAAUACUCCACAGCCUUCGGCCGCAUCUGGCUCUCCCUCGUCUUCAUCUUCCGCCUGCUGGUCUACGUGGUGGCGGCCGAGCGGGUCUGGAGCGACGACCACAAGGACUUUGACUGCAACACUCUGCAGCCGGGCUGCACCAACGUCUGCUUCGACCACUUCUUCCCCGUGUCCCACAUCCGCCUCUGGGCCCUGCAGCUCAUCCUGGUGACGUGUCCGUCCCUCCUGGUCAUCAUGCACGUGGCCUACCGGGAGGCCAAGGCGCAGAGGCUGCGUGAGGCCGGCGGGGACGGCUGCCACCGCCGCCUCUUCACCGACCCCGGCAAGAAGCGGGGCGGGCUGUGGUGGACGUACCUGCUCAGCCUCAUCUUCAAGGCCGGCGUGGACGUGGUCUUCCUCUACAUCUUCUACCGCCUCUACAGGAACUACACCCUGCCCCGGCUGGUGAAGUGCGAGCUGCCCCCCUGCCCCAACGUGGUGGACUGCUUCAUCUCCCGGCCCACCGAGAAGAACAUCUUCACCCUCUUCAUGGUGGUCACCGCCUGCGUCUGCGUCGUGCUGAGCCUCGCCGAGGCCGCCUACCUGAUCGGCAAGCGGUGCCGGGAGUGCCUGCAGGCUGGUGGUGGGCAGAGCCGGCGGCACAGCCAGGACUGCCCGCUGCCCGGCGCCGAGCCCGUGGGCACGGCGGGACAGGUUUUCCAUGGGGCGGACUACAAACCCCCCACGGCCACCAUCCCACCCACGGCGUCCUGCCCCAGCACGGCGUCCGAGGAGGAGGCUCUUUCCUAGGGCUGCCCAGGAGAAAGCAGGAGCCUCUCACCUGCCGGGCACCUUCAUCCCCCUCUUCCUCCUCCGCCCCCCGGCGCAGGAGCGCUGGUGGGGGCAGCGCCCUGGAGUUGGGCUGGGCCUGAGGAGUCUCUGCUUCUCCUGUUCUGGGGAAGACACAUGACAUCGUCCUGCUGAAUUUGGGGUAAACCACGUGCUGUAGGACACAUGCAGUGCCCGAGAGCCACAGGGACCAGCAGCUCCGUGGCAGCUGUGAACUGGCAGCAGUGCCCAGACUUUGAGCUGGAAAGACACCCUGAUCCCCCAAGGAACCCAUCUCCCUGUCCCUCAGCCUAAAUCAGCCACAGUGUGGGUGCCAGGGCCAUCUCAGACUGAUGCAACCGUCAUUAAUAACACUCAUUAGCCGAGUGGGGACAAGAGCAGGUCCCUGGUGCCGCAGCCACCGCGGGGAAGCGCAGGCGUGAGGAUCCGGCCGGGCAGGCAGCACCCACCGUGGGCUGCUGGAUCAUCCUGCCUGGCCAGAGGACAACACCCCAGCAAAACAGCUGAGUACAGGAGAGGAAAAACACCCCAACCAUUGAUUAAACAGUAACAUUAAAUGGCAGAAUCUGAUCUCAGUUAUUGCUGUAAUGUGUCGCGCUGGGCCGUGACGUGAGCGGCACUGUCCUUUUGGAGGCCAUCACCAAGCAUUAGCUGGGAUGAAUAAUUCACAACAAUUUCAUGGCAA
Molecule: messenger RNA, 1638 nt
Organism: Pipra filicauda (Wire-tailed manakin)
Lineage: Eukaryota; Metazoa; Chordata; Aves; Passeriformes; Pipridae
Product: gap junction beta-5 protein
Exons: 1
Coding region: 84-914 (276 amino acids)
Biological process (GO): cell communication
Cellular component (GO): connexin complex
Source: RefSeq, a predicted model, not a curated record